AUGAGCGCCUUUCGGAAACUCAAAGCUUUGGCGCUCGGCCAGAACACCGACUUGGACCUGACCUCGGCACAACUGCAAGCGGCGGACGUCCCCGUAACGGACGUGUCCUGUAGAGGGUGUGCAGACCCGUGCGAUGAAGGACACGAUGAGUACCCGAAGUUCGAUGUGGACAGGGAGACGGAAAUGCUCGGUUCCGUGAAGCCUUAUGCCCGCCAAAUUGUCAUUUCCACCGGAAAGUCGGACUGGGUCCGAGAGGUCACGGAUGCCAAAGGCACCCUCGCCGCGUACGUCGAUGAGCUCUCCUCGUCCGGUCGCCCACCGAAAGACAGCCACUCCCCCAAGAAGCCCAAGGACAGGGAGCUCGCCCCACCGAACGGCAGCGCGCACGUCGCGGGCAUCUUCGACUCCUCCAACCUCGCGCGGAACAAGCGCGUGACGAUCCUGAACGGCAGCCACCGCACCGUCUCCGCGGACCACGACCGCGACACCGUGCUCGUCUUCCCGGACUACACCGCCGUCACCGAGGUCGAGCGCUCGCGUGCGGGCGCGGAGCACCUGUGGACGCACUCUGUGAGCCCAAGCGUGGAACUGCACGCGGCGCCCAAGCCCGACAAGGAGGUCAGGUCGUGGAUCAUUCCGUACUCGUGUGUCAUUCUAUUAUGCUCGCACAAGCGACGCGAUAACCGCUGCGCAAUCGCCGCACCCAAGCUCGAACAUGCACUGACGCUCGCCCUCGAGCGCGAGGGUUGGGAAGUGCACUCGCAGCUCGACGACCCGUCUGCACACGGACACGGGCCCGCGCUCGAAGACCUCAGCGGCUCCGAAGACGAGAAGCACGCCGAAGUGCAGCGGCAACUCCAGGCACUCGACGCCGAGCACAAGCGCGCGCUCAUCCUCUACUGCUCGCACAUUGGCGGACACAAAUACGCGGGGAACGUUAUCAUCAACACGCCGCGGGGCGUGUCGGUGUGGUACGGGCGGGUGACCCCGCACGAGGUGGACGCGAUCGUGAAGGAGACGGUUAUAGGAGGCAAGAUUCUGCCGCCGCUGCUCCGGGGUGGGAUGAACCUCUCGCAUCCUGGGCACAAGACCCUCAACGACUGGUAG
Trametes versicolor FP-101664 SS1 is the source of this 1107-nucleotide messenger RNA. RefSeq lists its product as uncharacterized. The record is from RefSeq and is a predicted model, not a curated record. The transcript is spliced from 6 exons. Bases 1 to 1107 code for a protein of 368 amino acids. NCBI's taxonomy places the organism in Eukaryota, Fungi, Basidiomycota, Agaricomycetes, Polyporales, Polyporaceae.